AUGGCACCAAAUAAAGAUUGGAUGGACCUAGUAGAUGAUGAUAGACUUGAUCCAAAAUAUAAAGAAGGGGUUGAUCAGUUUUUAGACUAUGCAUAUGAGAAGCUGUUGGAUAGUUUUAAUGAAAAGGAUGAAGACUUUGAAAUUCGAUGUCCAUGUAUUAAAUGCAGCAAUGUGAAGUCUGGUAAUCGUGAGUUGGUAAAGACCCACUUGAUUGUUCAUGGAAUUAUUAAAAACUACAGAUUUUGGUGUCAUCACGACGAAAGACAGGGUGAGUCCAUUUCGGAGUUUGAUGAAGAACAAGAAGAAAUGACAGAAGAAAGCCAGAGUGACGAUGAAAUGCAAGAAAUGAUUGGAGAUUUAUUUCAUAAUUCAACUGGCGUUGUUGCACCUGAUGCCACGUCGAGUCAGGAUAUUCUUGAGCAGGAACCAGAUGGACAUGCAAAACAAUUCUACAGUCUUUUAGAAUCAGAUAAUCAUCGAGUGCAAAGUGAUGAUGCAAUACUAAAUGAAUCUCGACAAGAAGCUGAUAAUUCUCAAAGGAAGAAAAAUCCACCUCGUGGUAGUAAUAAGUGUCUAAAGUUGAAUAAUUUGUCACAUGGGGAGAAAAAAAUCAUUACUUUUUAUCAGAAUAGAGCUAUUGAACCAGAAUUUUCACGAUAUCUUGGAAUUAUUAUUCGAGAUAGAAAUAUUUGCCCAGUAGCUGUUGAGAAUUGGGCCAAAAUACCACAGCAAAAUAAAGAUCAUAUGUGGGCAUCCAUUAAGGAUAAAUUUGAUGCUGAUGACAUGGAGCAAAAGAGAGAGUCAGUAAUGAGACACUUGCGCGAUUUGUGGAAUAAGUGGCGUGGUGACAUGCACAGGAAAUAUGUGAAAGAAAAUUCAUUGCAAGUUGCACUUAGAAAUAAACCUACAGAAGAUGAAAUUGUUCAAGUCAAACAAGCAAACCCUUCACUUUCUGACAUUGAGAUAGUUGAGAAAAUCUGGGGGAAGCAAUCUCAUGGUCACAUCACUGUAUUUGGUGGCGGGACUACUUUAAAAGAUUUGAGAGGACCGUUCCCUAGUUGA
Asparagus officinalis (garden asparagus) is the source of this 1062-nucleotide messenger RNA. RefSeq lists its product as uncharacterized. The record is from RefSeq and is a predicted model, not a curated record. NCBI's taxonomy places the organism in Eukaryota, Viridiplantae, Streptophyta, Magnoliopsida, Asparagales, Asparagaceae. The transcript has 5 exons. Bases 1 to 1062 code for a protein of 353 amino acids.